Messenger RNA from Volvox carteri f. nagariensis, 1869 nucleotides. RefSeq lists its product as uncharacterized. Lineage: Eukaryota; Viridiplantae; Chlorophyta; Chlorophyceae; Chlamydomonadales; Volvocaceae. The coding region runs from base 58 to 1869 and encodes 603 amino acids. The transcript is spliced from 17 exons. Gene Ontology annotation, cellular component: membrane. The record is from RefSeq and is a predicted model, not a curated record.
CUCAUUGAGGACGGCGGCAGCCGAAAGCCAGCCACGGCUGUCUAUUCGACAAGAGCCAUGGGCGUCCGAGAAAACUGUUGGAAGGCAUUAAGGAUUGUCGCCGUUCUGGGGAUUUCCUUAUAUUGCACGCGGCAUGCCCUCGCCAAUACAGAUGGGUUGUCGUUACGACUGGUGGGCGGAAGCUCACCAAACGAGGGCCGCGUUGAGGUUUACGUAGGCAAAACCUGGGGCACUGUAUGUGACGACAACUUCGGCGAUGCCGCGGCUUCUGUCGUCUGCCGCCAGCUGGGUUACGCUGGGGGUGUUGCGGUCUAUCAAUACCGCGAUGCCCCUUGGGCCCCAGGAAGCGGACCUAUCUUCAUGGACAACGUUGACUGCCAGGCCUCAUUAAGAGGCGCUCCAGCGUACUUGUGGGACUGCCGGUUCAAUGGCUGGGGUGUGCACGACUGCACACAUAUCGAGGACGUCGGUGUGCGGUGUUACGAGGAUGCGCCUCCACCACCACCGCCUGCAGAUUACAAGAUAAGGCUGGUGGGCGGAAACUCGGAGAACGAGGGCCGCGUCGAGGUGUACAAAGAUGGCGUUUGGGGCACCGUAUGCGAUGACUUCUUCACCAAUCUGGAGGCCACUGUCGUGUGUCGCCAGCUGGGAUAUGAAUCGGGUGUUUUCCGAUACGGCAGCUAUGCAAUUUGGGGUUCUGGAAGCGGACCUAUCCUCAUGGACGACGUGGCUUGCAGGUUCGAAAUUGAUGGUUCCCUUCCGUCAAACUUGUGGGAUUGCUAUUUCGGAGGAUGGGGCCAGCACAACUGCAAUCAUGAAGAGGUGAAUGGCGACUACCCUGUGCAGCUGGUGGGCGGGAGAUCGGCUAACGAGGGCCGCGUUGAGAUCUACAAGGAUGGCGAAUGGGGAACCGUCUGUGACGACUACUUCGGGAACAUGGAAGCCACUGUCGUGUGCCGCCAGCUGGGCUAUCAAUCGGGCGUGGCAGUGUACUUGUACAACUCCAAUAAUGCCCGGACCUGGGGACCUGGAAGUGGACCUAUCCUCAUGGACGAUGUUCAGUGCGAGCUCAAAUCAGAUGGCACCCUUCCCGAGCGCGUGUGGAAUUGCAGAUUCAACGGAUGGCGCAGACACAACUGCAUGCAUUCCGAGGUCAGUUGUGUAUGCGUGUAUUAUAUGGCUGUAAGACGGUCCUACCCUGUGCGGCUGGUGGGCGGGAGAUCGGCUAACGAGGGCCGCGUUGAGAUCUUCAAGAAUGGCGAAUGGGGAACCGUCUGUGACGACUUCUUUGGUUUCCGGGAGGCCACUGUGCUUUGCCGUCAGCUGGGCUAUUCGCGGGGCAGUGCGGUUUACCAGUACAAUAACAAAGCACCCUGGGGCCCAGGAGACGGACCCAUCCUGAUGGAUAACGUCCGAUGCAUGCACACAAAAGGUGGCUCUCUUCCUGGGCGCUUAUGGGACUGCCUAUUCAACGGAUGGCGCAUAAACGACUGUUCGCAUGACGAGGUCGUUAACGAUUACCUGGUGAAGCUGGCGGGCGGGGACUCACCAAACGAGGGCCGCGUUGAAAUCUUCAAGGAUGGCAGAUGGGGCUCCGUAUGUGCUGACGGCUUCAGCGAUGUGGAGGCCACUGUCGUGUGUCGCCAGCUUGGCUAUGGAUCGGGUGUUGCCCUUUUCCGGUACUACAGCUAUACAAAUUGGGGACGAGGACGUGGACCCAUCCUCAUGGACAACGUUAACUGCCAAGACUCACCAAAUGGCCUCCCAGCGCGCUUAUGGGAUUGUUCUUUCAACGGUUGGGGUGUACACGAUUGCUCACAUAAGGAGGUGAGCUUUUUUCGCCCGCCGCUCUGGGGAGGGUCAUGUUGA